GGCCGGCACUUGGCGAACAUGAGUGAUGAGAUGAGACACCGCUCUGCGGCCUGCUUUCUUGUGUACCGAAGGGUUGAUUUUCGAGUCGUGCGAGGAUUGUCUUCCUCGGAGUACGGAAUAUCCGUCCCCGGUAUUUAAUUGAGCCGGGCGCGAUCGCUUUCGUUUCCACGUCGCGUCCGCGAACGAUGCGGACUCACGCUCACCCGCGUCGUCGGACACCGGAGAUCGCUUAGGUCAUAACCUUCGAGGCGUUUGUUUUCUACGUGUCUGAAUACAAAAUACUUGGAGAUGUCGAUCGAAAUAGAGUCGGCCGAUGUGAUCCGAUUGAUACAGCAGUAUCUCAAGGAGGCGAACCUCGUGAAGACGCUGCAAACACUACAGGAGGAAACGGGCGUGUCGCUGAAUACUGUGGACAGCGUGGACGGUUUCGUUGCCGAUAUAAAUAAUGGCCAUUGGGACACAGUUCUGAAGGCUAUACAGUCGUUGAAGUUACCCGACAAGAAACUCAUAGAUUUGUACGAACAGGUUGUUCUAGAAUUAAUUGAGCUGCGAGAAUUAGGCGCGGCGCGUUCCUUGUUAAGACAGACUGAUCCCAUGAUCAUGAUGAAGCAACAAGAACCCGAGCGGUACAUUCACUUAGAGAAUCUACUCGCGCGCUCGUACUUCGAUCCGCGCGAGGCGUACCCCGAUGGAAGCACGAAGGAGAAACGAAGAGCGUACAUAGCCACCGCCCUCGCCGGCGAAGUGUCGGUUGUGCCGUCCAGCAGACUGCUCGCCCUGCUGGGACAGGCGUUGAAGUGGCAGCAGCAUCAGGGUCUGCUGCCGCCCGGCACCACGAUAGACUUGUUCCGCGGAAAGGCGGCGGUUCGCGAUCAGGAGGACGAGAAGUACCCGACGCAAUUGUCGAAGCAGAUCAAAUUCGGCCAGAAGUCGCACGUGGAGUGCGCGCGUUUCUCGCCCGACGGCCAGUACCUGGUGACCGGCUCGGUGGACGGUUUCAUCGAGGUGUGGAACUUCACGACCGGUAAAAUUAGGAAGGACCUGAAGUAUCAGGCGCAGGACAACUUUAUGAUGAUGGAGCAGGCUGUCCUGUCGAUGUCGUUCAGUCGUGACAGCGAGAUGCUGGCGGGCGGCGGCCAGGACGGAAAAAUUAAGGUGUGGAGGGUGCAGAGCGGACAGUGCUUGAGAAGGUUCGAGAAGGCGCACUCGAAGGGCGUGACCUGCCUGCAGUUUAGCAGAGACAACAGUCAAAUAUUGUCUACUUCGUUCGAUACUACUAUAAGGAUACACGGCCUUAAGUCUGGAAAAACUCUCAAGGAAUUCCGCGGUCACUCCUCGUUUGUCAAUGAAGUCGUAUUUUCCCCGGACGGUCACAAUAUAAUUAGUGCGUCGUCGGACGGGACCGUGAAAAUUUGGAGCUUGAAGACCACCGAGUGCAUAGGCACUUACAAAUCGUUAGGAGCCGCUGAUCUCACAGUGAACAGUAUCCAUACCCUUCCACGAAACCCGGAGCACUUCGUCGUGUGUAAUCGCUCCAACACGGUGGUAAUUAUGAAUAUGCAAGGGCAGAUCGUAAGAUCGUUCUCCAGCGGUAAACGCGAGGGUGGUGACUUCGUGACUACAGUGGUGAGUCCGCGUGGCGAGUUUAUCUACUGCGUCGGUGAGGAUCUCGUGCUCUACUGUUUCUCCACGUCGUCGGGAAAGCUCGAGAGAACGCUCAACAUACACGAGAAGGACGUCAUCGGUUUGGCGCAUCAUCCCCAUCAAAAUUUAUUGUGUUCUUACAGUGAGGACGGUCUGCUGAAGCUGUGGAAGCCGUAAAUGAAUCAACAAAUUAUUUCCUUUUAUAUGCGAAUGCAGACGGUAUGGGGAGGAUAUUGUCUUUGUGUAUUAUAAUACAACAUUUUUACAGCGACUGUGGUAUUAGUCCGGCUUGUCCCCAAAUUAUGCGACAAUUAUUAAUCCAUACAUUAAUCAAUCCAUUUGUUCUCUCAUCCCAAUACCGACCGAUGAAAGAAAUACAAACACGCAUAUAUAAUUUCAGCAUUUGAAUAAAAAUAAAACAAGACUGAA
Wasmannia auropunctata (little fire ant) is the source of this 2073-nucleotide messenger RNA. RefSeq names its product WD40 repeat-containing protein SMU1 (gene Smu1). Gene Ontology annotation, molecular function: protein binding. Gene Ontology annotation, biological process: mRNA splicing, via spliceosome. Gene Ontology annotation, cellular component: precatalytic spliceosome. The record is from RefSeq and is a predicted model, not a curated record. The transcript is spliced from 8 exons. Bases 289 to 1821 code for a protein of 510 amino acids. Lineage: Eukaryota; Metazoa; Arthropoda; Insecta; Hymenoptera; Formicidae.